Messenger RNA from Rotaria sp. Silwood2, 705 nucleotides. Lineage: Eukaryota; Metazoa; Rotifera; Eurotatoria; Philodinida; Philodinidae. The record is from the annotation of a GenBank genome assembly.
AUGAUAUCACAAUGUCGGCAAGUGAGAGAAAUUACUUUUAGCACUAAAGAUACAGACAAUACCCUUGAAGAAAAACAAUGUCAAAUAUCUUAUAUUCCUAAAUUAUCUCGGCUUAUUCAAGUCAACUUUUUUGGAUCAAUACCUUCUGAUUUGAAUCAUUUUUCAUUUAUUCUUAAUGCUGCACCUAAUCUUUUUCGCUUGGAUUUACCUUUUGAUUAUUUAUGGCUUUUCAUGGAAAAUCAACAAAUACGUUAUCUUCUUGGUCAACGUAUCACUUCACUUUGUAUUUUCGAAAAUUCAGCGAAAUCGUCAUCAGUUACACUCAAUGAAGAACAUAUACCUAUUAUUGCUUCAACAUUCUUUCGAGUUCAUGAUUUAUAUGCAGAUUUAACACAUUUACAGAAUAGCACAACAAUAAUCUCGAAUGACAGCCUUCUUGAAGAUUCUAUAGGGCAAAGCUUAUCUGUCCAAUCAUGUCAAAAGAAAUCUGAAGUCAUAUCUCCAUGUUCAAGUGAAUCGAUGGUAGUAUGUUUGUUGACAGAGUUAAAAGAACAUAAACUUGUUGGUCUAUGUAUUACUGGACAAUUCUGUGAAAAGAUACAAACAGAUGCUAACCAAUGGCUACAAUGUAAUACUGUGCUUUGCGAACAACAAUUUGAAGCUACUUUUAGCAAUGAGUUGCAUAGAUUACUCAUUUGGAUGUGA